Actinia tenebrosa (Australian red waratah sea anemone) is the source of this 464-nucleotide messenger RNA. RefSeq names its product large ribosomal subunit protein uL29. Gene Ontology annotation, cellular component: cytosolic large ribosomal subunit; ribosome. Gene Ontology annotation, biological process: translation; maturation of LSU-rRNA from tricistronic rRNA transcript (SSU-rRNA, 5.8S rRNA, LSU-rRNA). Gene Ontology annotation, molecular function: structural constituent of ribosome; mRNA binding. The record is from RefSeq and is a predicted model, not a curated record. Lineage: Eukaryota; Metazoa; Cnidaria; Anthozoa; Actiniaria; Actiniidae.
CACAAGUCUGUUCGGGUCGAAUUGUUCGGUCUCUCUAUACACCAACAUCCAAAAUGGUGAAGGUUAAAGCUCAUGAGUUGCGCAGCAAGAAGAAGGAAGAGCUUGUCAAGCAGCUUGAUGAACUCAAGAAUGAGCUUUCUCAUCUUCGUGUGGCCAAGGUUACAGGAGGUGCUGCUACAAAGCUUUCAAAAAUAAAGCUCGUAAGAAAAUCAAUUGCAAGAGUGUUGACAGUCAUUAGUCAGACACAGAGGGAAAACUUGAGAAAGUUUUACAGAAAGAAGAAGUACAUCCCCCUUGACCUGAGAGCCAGGAAGACUAGAGCCAUGCGCCGAGCACUGACUAAGAAUGAAGCUGCUCGCAAGACUCUGAAGCAGCAAAAAAAGAUCACACAUUUCUCCCUGAGAAAAUAUGCUGUUAAGGAGUAAAGUAAUGGUUGUAAUAAAUGUUCGGAAAAUUUGACUGUC